Messenger RNA from Protopolystoma xenopodis, 261 nucleotides. The record is from the annotation of a GenBank genome assembly. NCBI's taxonomy places the organism in Eukaryota, Metazoa, Platyhelminthes, Monogenea, Polystomatidea, Polystomatidae.
UGCCGGAUAGCACCAGCCGAGCACUUAUGUGCUGAAGCUAGCUCAGCUACUCCCUGCCUUGGCAACGGCUACUGUGAUGGCAAGCAGCCCUCCUGCCCAGGACCAACAUUUCUUUCUGGCGUCCGCUGCGCAGAGCAUGGUCUUUGCCAAGAGGGCCACUGCAAGCCAUAUUGCGCCAGACUUGGUCUUGAGACUUGUAUAUGUGAUGAGGGUAACGUUAGUUUCUACAUACCCUUAGGCCCUACUGCUUCACAGUCAUAA